CCAUAGACCCAGAAAAAAACUCUGUGUGUGUGUGUGUGUGUGUGUGUGUGUGUGUGUAGCAUGCCAGUUUGUGUGGACAGUGUGAGCGCUGUCUCAAAUACAAAAGGACACCUUCACAGGUUCAACACAGGCAAAGAUUCUCAUUUCUCUUGCUACUGCCAGCCUCAGGUAUGAGGGCCUGCUUGGUAUUCCUUUGCUUCCUGGCAGCAACAUUUGCCCUGUCUGUAAAGAGUAAACCUCAUGGAAAACAUCAUGGAUUGCACAAGACUUCACAUACAGCCAAAGAAAAGGACGUUAUCACAGAGGAGGCCAACAAGCCACAGAUCUUACCCACUUUAGUCACGUUUGAGGCCAGCAGCCAGGAGCAGGAAGAUGAAGAACUGAGCUCCCAAGACAAUGCUAAUGCUAACAAGGAGGAGGGAGAGUUUGAGGUGUCUGAGAGGAGCGACAAAACGACUGCAGUCCUGCUGAGCGAGGAGGAGCUGGUGGACCUCCUUAAGAAGGAAGCAGAAGAAGAGCAGGAAGCAGAGGAGAGAGUGCUAGAGGAAGAAGAAGAAGAAGUGGAGAUGGACAAAGGCAAGGCGGAGUCUGGUGAGGCUGUGGAGACCACUGAGGACAAGGAGGUGGAGGAGAGGAAGAUGGACGACAAACUGGAAGUGGAGGGAGAUGAUAAAGAGGUGACAGAUGAGGCGGAAGAAGGAGUAAAGGAAGAUAUGCUGGAGAAAGAGGAGGAAGAAGAGGUGGAAAAUAUGUCACUCGAGGAAAAGAAGGAAAAGUCAGUUGAAAAAACAGCAGACAAAGAGGUACAAGGGGCAUUUCUGGAGGAGAUAGAUGGAAGCACAGAUUCAGAGAUUCCAGCUGAUCUUGACUACGCUGCCGAUAGUGGCAUCUUACAACCUCUCCAGAUUGUAUCUGCUAAAAUAAAACCCCACCCUGAUGACACACUGCCUGAUUCAAAACCAGAUGUUAAAGUGAAGAAAGACGGUGAGAAAGAACUGCCCAUCAUAACAUAUGACUAUGAACAGGACGUUCAAAACACUGAGGCAGUGGACAGUGAGGAGGAGUCUGAUCAAGACAAAGACUCACAGGCAAUAUCUAAAGAUGUCGAUAAGAAAGAACCUGAAGCAAACGCAGACCCUCAUGAACCAAAAAGCACUACAGAGUUCGAGUCAGGUUCCCGAACGGCUGGAAAGGAGGAAGAGAAAAGUAAGAACGAGAGUGGCAGUCACACCAAGGGAAAGACAAGGAAGCAAAAGAAGAACAAGAGGGCAAGGAAGCACUCUCCACAGAGCGAGGAAACACAGUCUGGACAGGAACAGACCCAACAGGAUCCUCAGGUGUCUGAGGGCAGCAGCAUUGACAAUACAGUCCAAAAGGCAAAGAGGAGAAGGGCAGGAAAAUGGGGUCCUUUGGUAGGAAUGAAUCCAGUGCAGAUAAGAGCCACGGUAGAUCUCUACCCCAGUUCCAGACCCCCUCUUGGUGGAGGCGUCCAUCACCCAGAAGCCCCUGCUGAUCCAUGCGACAAUUUUCCCUGCAAACGUGGAAAGACGUGUAAACUUGAUGCAGACAAUAAGCCAGGCUGUGUGUGCCAAGAGCCGUCUGAAUGUCCUCCCAGUGUGAACGACUUUGAUCAUGUUUGUGGGACUAACAACAAAACAUAUGCUACGUCAUGUGAACUCUUUGCUACUAAAUGCAAGCUGGAGGGCACUAAGAGAGGACACAGACUUCAUCUGGACUACACUGGGCCAUGCAAAGUAAUACCUCCUUGUGUGGACACGGAGCUGGUCCAGUUUCCUCUACGAAUGAGAGACUGGUUGAAAAAUGUACUGCUGCAGCUCUAUGAACAUGACUCCAUGACUCCUGGCUUCCUCACGCCUAAACAGCGUUUUAGAGUGAAGAAAAUUUUUGAGAGUGAGCGGCGUCUUCAUGCUGGUGAUCACUCCGUUGAGCUGCUCGCGCAGGACUUUGAGAAGAACUACAACAUGUACAUCUACCCAGUGCACUGGCAGUUUGCACAACUGGACCAACACCCUUCUGACAGAGUCUUGUCCCACUCAGAGCUGGCUCCACUGCGAGUCCCUCUGGUGCCGAUGGAGCACUGCACCUCCCGCUUCUUCCAAGAGUGCGACGCUGACAAGGACAAGCAGGUGUCCUUUAAAGAGUGGACCUCCUGUUUUGGUAUCAAGAACGAUGAUAUGGAUGCCAACCUGCUAUUCUGAGCUCCAUGUCCUUCCUCAUCUACAACAGAAGCUUAUUAAAGCUGCUCCAACAGUGCAGCUUGAGACAGACGCCUCCAUGAACCU
Molecule: messenger RNA, 2303 nt
Organism: Epinephelus lanceolatus (giant grouper)
Lineage: Eukaryota; Metazoa; Chordata; Actinopteri; Perciformes; Serranidae
Gene: sparcl1
Product: SPARC-like 1
Biological process (GO): anatomical structure development
Molecular function (GO): extracellular matrix binding; protein binding; calcium ion binding
Source: RefSeq, a predicted model, not a curated record